ACUAAAGCACAAGCAGCCUGACUGAUUUAUUAACCAUUACUGUAAUCGAAAGUGGCACCAAAAACACACACUUGGGUUGCUGGGAGGAACAGAGAAGCACAAAGCGCCCACCCAUCUGACAGACUGGUGACAGAUGAAGGCUUUAUUAGCCUGCUGCUGCUGCUGCUGCUGCUGCUGGACUCAUAAAGACAGUAGCUGCUGAAGACAGACAGAGAGAGAGGACGGACAACAUGCAGGAGCUGCUGAUCUAAAUGAAGGCUCAUAGUGUAGUUGUUCCUGUAACACACAGUCAGUGUGAAGAAGAGGAUUUAGAUUUAGCCGGCGGCGGAGGAGGAGCAGACAUGUGCAUUUCCUGAACGCAAGCGCACAUCCAGCCAGCGAGGAGGAGGAGAUGUGUUGAGUGUUGGACGUCUAGAAGGUGUCGGUCACUGCUGUCGCUCAGCUGUCUCUCCUCCUGUGAGUGUGUGUGUGUGUGUGUGUGUGUGUGUGUGUGUGUGCAGGAGGAAGAGAGAGAGAGAGAGAGAAGUUUCCUCUGGUCGCCUAUCGUUCACUUUCACACGAUGGCACGCCUGUAUCCGCGUUGUGCAGCGCUGUGGCAGCCUCAAGAGAUCUGCUGAGAAAAACCCAAACCCCCCCCCCAAAAAAAAGUCUCACCAUCCAUCCAUCCAUCCAUGGCUGAAUUUGGAGAGAAGAAGACCGUCGGUAGCGCACCGGUUGCUGGCUGGAAAGCUGCGUCAGGAGGAGCCGCCGGAAUGAGCCUGGAGACGCACCGAGGAGAGCCGGUGUCAAACGGGAACUGCAGCGUGUCAGACACCGUGAAGAGGGUCCAAAACGAGCCCAGCUGCGAGUCACCGACGUGGGAUUCAGAUUCAGCCUCCAAACCAAUCCCUCGACGCAGCAGUCUGAUCAAGGAUGGGUCACGUGCCAGUCGGGAUCGGAAGAAGACGGUGUCCUUCAGCAGCAGCCUGUCAGAGAAGAAGAUCAGCAGUGCUGCAGACUGCAUCCACUCCAUGGUUGAGGGGAUUGAGUUGAAGAAAAUCCGAACCAACUCACGUGUUUACCAGCGUUACUACCUGCUGGAUGCAGGCCUCCAGGCUCUAUGCUGGGAGCCGUCCAAGAAGGAGUCAGACAAAGCCCGCAUCUCCCUGGCCUCCAUACGAGAGGUACGGACAGGUCGUAACACAGAAACCUUCCGCACCAGCGGCGUUUAUGAGCAGAUUUCAGAGGACUGUGCGUUCUCCAUCGUAUAUGGAGAGAUGUAUGAAAGCUUGGACCUGGUGGCAAACUCUGCUGAAGUGGCUAACAUUUGGGUGACUGGCCUGAGGUAUCUGAUGCAGUAUGGGAAACAUGCCCUGGACAUGCUCGCCAGCAGUCAGGACAGCCUUCGUCUUGGCUGGCUGGAGCAGCUGUUCUCCUCUGCCGCCGAUUCGGACGGACAGGAAGACAUCGAUGAGGGGAUCCGCUUGUCGCUGGCCGUGAAGUUGAUACGGAGCGUGAACCCCGGGGUGGGCGGCGGCAAAGUGGAGCACAGGUUUAAAGAGCUUCAAAGAGUUAGGGAGAGGAUGUGUGGGCUUACUCUAGAUAAUGAAUCUGGAGUUAAAGAUCACGGCGAAAACAAACUACCACUAGGAAGAAAUGAUCGAGUCACCAGGCAGGAGUUCACCGAGGUCUUCCAUGACUUUUGCACACGUCCGGAGAUCUACUUUCUGUUGGUGCAGUUCUCCAGCAACAAGGAGUUCCUGGACACCAAGGACCUGAUGAGGUUCCUCGAGGCUGAGCAAGGCAUGGCUCAAGUGAGUGAGGAGACGAGCCUGAAGCUCAUCCAGUCCCAUGAGCCAUCAGAGGAGGGCCGGCAGCAGGGAUUUCUGUCACUGGAUGGCUUCACCAGCUACCUCACCUCAGCAGAGUGCCACCUCUUCGACAGGGAGCACGACACCGUGUGUCAGGACAUGUCCCAGCCUUUGUCUCACUACUACAUCAACUCCUCCCACAACACCUACCUCAUCGAGGACCAGUUUCGAGGUCCGUCCGACAUCUCCGGCUACAUCCGCGCUCUCAAGAUGGGCUGUCGAUGUGUGGAGGUUGACGUCUGGGACGGCCCCAAUGAGGAGCCGGUGGUGUGUACCGGGCACAGCCUCUCCCCACCGCUGGCCCUGGGUUGUGUGUUAGAAGCAAUUGGAAGGUUUGCGUUUGUGGCCUCGCAUUACCCAUUAAUUAUAUGCAUUGAGAACCACUGUUCACUUCAACAACAGAAAGUGAUGUGGCAACAUCUCAUGAGGAUACUCGGGGACAGGUUAUACACAGAUCCCCCAUACGAAGGGCAGUCAUACCUACCGUCGCCGCAUCUCCUGAGGCAUCGAAUCCUACUAAAGGGUAAAAAGUUGGGUCCAGGUCCUGAUGGGGAAGACGGGGAGGUAAGUGAAGAGGACGAAGGGGCAGAGAUGUGUCAGAGGCUGAAAGCAGCUAACAGUGGAGGGGCAGUGCCUGGAGGAAAUGAGAAGGAGAUGGUGCAGAAAAGUGUCUCUUUCACAGCUCAGUCUAGUCCUCUUCAUCUUCUUCCUAAGCGUUUCCAACUCUUUAAGGAGCUCUCUGACCUGGUAACUCUUUGCCGCUCAAUCCAGUUCAUUGACUUCCGAACAUCAUCCAAAUGCCAAAACCCCUGGGAACUGUGCUCCUUUCACGAGACUCUGGCCGUGCGUCUUGCUGGCGAGAGCCCUGGCGACUUUGUCAAUCACAACAAGCAUUUCCUGUCACGAGUGUACCCCAGCCCCAUGCGCAUUGACUCGAGCAACAUGAACCCUCAGGACCUGUGGAAGUGCGGUUGCCAGAUUGUGUCUAUGAACUUUCAGACAGCAGGACUGAUGAUGGACCUGAACACAGCCUGGUUCCGGCAGAAUGGGAACUGUGGUUACAUUCUGCGGCCAGCCAUCAUGCGGCAGGAGGUGUCUUAUUUCAGUGCAGACACCAGAGACACGGUGCCUGGCGUGUCUCCACAGCUGCUCCAUGUGAAGGUGAUAAGCGGCCAGAACCUGCCCAAGCCGAAGGGUGCGGGGGCCAAAGGGGACGUGGUGGACCCCUACGUGUACGUUGAGAUCCACGGCAUCCCAGCCGACUGCACAGAGCGCCGCACCAGGACGGUGACACAGAAUGGGGACAACCCCGUCUUCGAUGAGAGCUUUGAGUUUCAGAUCAACCUGCCGGAGCUCGCCAUGGUUCGCUUUGUGGUGCUGGAUGACGACUUCAUAGGGGAUGAGUUCAUAGGUCAGUACGCCAUCCCCCUGGAGUGUCUUCAACCGGGCUACCGACAUGUACCACUCCAGUCUCUGACAGGAGAGGAACUUCCCCACGCCAAGCUGUUUGUCCAUGUGGCCCUCACCAAUCGGAGGGGAGGGGGAAAGCCUCACAAACGGGGACUGUCUGUGCGGAAGGCCCGCAAGGGGAGGGACUACACGGCUCUGAGGGACCUGGGGGUCCGGGCUGUGGACGAGGUCUUCAAGAUGGCUGCUCCUCCGCUGAGAGAAGCCACUGACCUGAGGGAAAAUAUGCAGAACUCAGUAGCAGUGUUCAGGGAGCUGUGUGGGGUGUCUGCGGUGGCCAACCUCAUGCAGUGCGUGCUAGCUCUGGGCUCCAGGGUGUCGGGACCAGACGGGGCGCCUUUACUACUGUUUGACCUCCGGGACCCUUACCCCACACUGGAGCCCCAGGGGCCCCUGCCUGACGUCCUUCGCCGGGUCGUCUCCACCUAUGAGCUGAUGGUCCAGGCGAGCAGAGCAGUGAUCGAGCUCUCCGAUGGAAUCUACGACAGGAUCCUACAUAUACAAGCAAUGGCCAUGGAGUUUCAUGAGAAGCUGCAGAGUCUGGCGGAGAGGGAGGGGCUGAGAGGUCGCAAGGUCAGUCGGGCGCUGGAGAGUUUCAGCUGGAACAUCACCAUCCUUAAGGGUCAGGCUGACCUGCUGCAGCACGCCAAAGCUGAAGUCCAGGAGAACAUGAAGCAGGUCCACGAUGCCGCUUUGACUGGAAACCUCACCAAGGAGAGUCAAGGAGUGAGGAGAGUCCGCUCCCAAACACGACGAGGCCAGGAUGACUAACCCACCGCGAGUCCUAGAGGACCCUCGGCAUAGCAAGCAAAUGAGAGAGGACAUGACCAAAUUGCCAUCGUAGCUGCUGUGACAAACCCUUUUCAUGUUAUUAAAAUUGUUCCAAGGUCUUACUGCGCCUUAGUGUCAGACUUUCACAAUGCUAUGGGAGAGCUGCGUUUUAAAAGAGAAGAGACAGAAGAGUUGUUGAAUGUAAAAGUCAAAAUGCCGUCCACCCACCUGUCGCAGAUAACAAUCGAGAGCCGCAGAAGUUAGAGUACUUUUGAGAGGACAAAUUGACACUGGGGAGACAAUUAUUGUUAGAUUUGAAGCCACGGUUGAGUUGUUUGUGCUGCAUUAUUGUAAAUACAAUAAAUGUCUAUCAACCUCUUCUUAUGUGUCUUGAAGAGGGAGGAAAAUUAGUCAUUUUUCUAGUUCAGUGUGAGAUGGCAGGUGUUCAAAAUGUUUUGAAAACUUUUUGAAAAACUGCCACCUCCACACGUUACCAUCUAGCCAUAUUAAGCAAAAGAAAAUUGGGUGUGGGUAUGUUUAAAUGGAACACACUUUAUUGAUUAUAUAAAUUGGAGAUAAGUGGAUGUUUUUAGGUAUUUUGACAUGAUAUCUCUUGGACCAGUGCAGCCCCUUUAUCUCAUUCUCCAACGUAUUUCCAUUAAGCACUUGUAGGUCCUGGAUUGCUGCUCUUCAUCCAAUCACCUUGAGGUCCUUUGUCUUGCCACGAAAUCCUACACUUCACCCUCUAAAUAUUGUUGUCUCACAUACAGUAUUCUAUAUUUUUGUAUUUUCCUGAAGCCCUUGUGCUAAUUAAACCACCCACCAUCACGAUCAACUCCAGACCUGUACAUGCCUCUAGGGAACAAAUACUGUUAUGUUGAAAGUGCUUACUUUGUGUGCAAAACACUGUACAGUAUUUUACUAUGUAAUUUCAAUCCUUUUGCUGUAAAGAAUAUUUUACAUAAGUUAUUGAUCCUGAAUGAAAACAUUCCAGUUAUCGAUGCAGUAUAGAUGAGGCUCGACCUGUUCAGCUCCGUAAAAGGUUGCAGUUCACGAUUACCUUCCUUCACAGUCGGGAUGGAAAUAAACUAGUUUUUAAAUGAC
Messenger RNA from Sebastes umbrosus (honeycomb rockfish), 5192 nucleotides. RefSeq names its product inactive phospholipase C-like protein 2. Lineage: Eukaryota; Metazoa; Chordata; Actinopteri; Perciformes; Sebastidae. Gene Ontology annotation, biological process: intracellular signal transduction; lipid metabolic process. Bases 672 to 4088 code for a protein of 1138 amino acids. The record is from RefSeq and is a predicted model, not a curated record. Gene Ontology annotation, molecular function: phosphatidylinositol-4,5-bisphosphate phospholipase C activity. The transcript is spliced from 12 exons.